Molecule: messenger RNA, 526 nt
Organism: Paraglomus occultum
Lineage: Eukaryota; Fungi; Glomeromycota; Glomeromycetes; Paraglomerales; Paraglomeraceae
Source: the annotation of a GenBank genome assembly
AAAUCAUCCGCUAUGUAGGCUAGUCAUUAAAGAAAACCAAUUUGUUUCAGCAGACCCCGAAUUUGUGAUUGCUAAUCAAAAAUUAAGUAUGGUGGUAAUAGAGGACAAGCAUAUCAAAAAUGUUUGGAAACCAAGCGGUUUCGGGGAAACACAAAUUGCCGUACAGAUUGUUGCCUGCGGAAGUGAGAACAUACGUGCCACUAGUGAAGACGACUUUAGUGAUCAAACCUUAUUUGCUAUGCGCGUCAUCUCAACGUACGUGACAUUUUACAAAGCAUUUAUCCCUGGAAAAUAUUGGGCCGAACUUUAUUAUGGUCUACCCAAAGAGACAUCAGUUAACGUUCAAAGAUGGCCAGGGCAGAAUGGUAAGAAACGAGGUCUGGAUUUAGUGGAAGCAGAUGGGAGACGAGAAGUGCUGGGAGCAUUAACUAAAAUUCGCCAAUUUCUUCUGCGGAAUGAACGUACAAUACAAAAUGUGACGAUGAAUGAUAAUACAGACAGUGGUAAAGAAAAAUCAUCGAGUUAG